This is a messenger RNA of Trichophyton benhamiae CBS 112371, 252 nucleotides long. RefSeq lists its product as uncharacterized. Lineage: Eukaryota; Fungi; Ascomycota; Eurotiomycetes; Onygenales; Arthrodermataceae. The transcript is spliced from 2 exons. The coding region runs from base 1 to 252 and encodes 83 amino acids. The record is from RefSeq and is a predicted model, not a curated record.
AUGACUCUCCGGCCUCUUCUCAGUCGAAUUCAUGUCUCUUCUCCCUCCGUCGAUGCCUCUAGCAUCAGAGAUCACUGCCUGGAAGUUCCCCCCCUGGCCAGGACAGACAAGAAGAAAGAGAGCGAGAAGAAGGCCAAAGGGAACGACGGCGACGACGAGAAGGAAGAAGAAGAGAUACGAGACUCACUCAACAACGUCGACAUGAGAACAGCAGCAGCAGAAGAAGAAGAAGAAGAAGACCGACCAGACUAG